CACAGGUUUGUCACAGCAACACCUCGGAGCCGAUGUCGGGAAUGGCUAGUGACAUACGACUAUCGAUAUCUAUGCCCCUCCUCUUUUUGCCUUCAGAACAGCCAGCCACAAAAUACCCGGACCGAAGACAUACAAGUUUUAUUAAGAUUAUUAUUGAAGGUUUAGUUUAAAACCGGUCGCCGGGGUUCGUGGGACCCAGAAAUACCUCACAUGUUGAGUCAUCAGUGUAAUCGACCAGCGACGCCCAAGAUUAUUGAAGAUCAACUUGGCCAUCUGCCGCCUUACGGUCCCAUCAAGGUAAUCCUUGGCAAUAAUGAUAUAUAACUCGUGAAGGAAAGACACAUGGAACCCUUCUGCAUGAUAAACAACAACUGUCCGCCUCCCACUUAAAACAUUGAUUCAACUUUCGAGCAACCAAAUAUUCAGUUGGCGAACUUUGUUUAAGGGUUUAUGAUGAGCGCAACUCACAUCGAAAACCGUGAUGAUAACUUUCUAGAAAAUAAGCAUUUUGAUCACACUGAGAGACUCGAAAAUAUCAAAGGCUGGCAAGAACCGCCUAGUCCCUCUGGCUUUGGUGGUCAUUUGAUUGAUGAAAAUCUUGUGCGAGUAGAAGGUGAAGAUAAAGUAACAUGGUAUCUUUGCUUUUUAAUUUCUGCUUCGGCCAUCGCUGGUUUCCUAUUCGGCUAUGACACUGGCGUAGUUGGUGUUGCAUUGCCUUUGGUGGGAACCGACCUGGGUGGUAGCGCACUCAACUCUUCACAGCAAGAGAUUAUCACAGCAGGUACCACCAUUGGGGCUAUCUUUGGUUCUGCUAUUCUUGGUGGAUGGGGUGAUCGCCUUGGACGAAAGAAGGCAAUCUUGAUCUCUGACGUCUUCUUUACCAUCGGUGCCGUGAUCAUUGCAUCCAGUUACUCUGUCCCGCAAAUCAUUGUCGGUCGAAUUGUCCUCGGUAUUGGAGUCGGUGGCGCAGCUGUGAUUGCUCCUCUUUUCAUCACUGAGACAGCGCCGACCGCUGUCCGUGGUCGAUGCAUUGGUAUUAAUGCCUUCUUUAUUCCCUUUGGUCAGGUUGUUUCCGACGCCAUCGGGGCUGGUGUACAGAACAUGCACAAUGGGUGGCGACUACUUUUCGCUCUUGGUGCUGUCCCUUCCCUUCUUCAACUGCUUCUUUUCCAUUACCUUCCCGAGUCACCACGUAUCCUUAUUCUCAAGGGGGAUACCGAAGGCGCUCGGACUGUCUUCCAGCGCAUUUACCCCACCGCCACUAGUGAGAUGAUUGAAUACAAGUUCCGCGUUGCUCAAGAAUACGUCGCCGCCACAACCGCCCUUCAGUCUGGGACCACUUUCUGGGAAAGAGCGAAGAAAGUAUGGAGAACUGGAUCGUAUCGAAGAUCUAUCAUUGCUGUCAGUGUUCUUCAGGCUGCCGGUCAGCUCUGUGGUUUCAACACCCUCCUUUAUUAUGCCGGUACUCUUUUCAGUCUCCUUGGACUGUCAAAUCCAGCCUUAGGUGGUCUUAUCCCUGCCGGCACCAACGCCGUCUUUUUGUUGAUUGGAAUGACUACCGUUGACAAAAUCGGAAGACGAGGGUUGUUGUUGAUUGGCGUGCCAAUCAUGCUCCUUGGUCAUGUGUGGAACAUCGUUGCUUUCUAUUACUUGUGCAAGCCGACUGGAGGAUUCCUCGAUACGUCUUACACCUACGAUACGACAAACGUCGGUAUUGUCAUUGGUGGUAUCGUCUUCUUCGUCGCCGGUUUCGGUCUUACCUACAGUCAUCUCGUCUGGUACCAGGCUGAGUAUUUGGCCCUCGAAGUACGAUCCAUGGGGUCUGGUAUCGCCACCACCAUCUGUUGGAUUGCGAAUCUUGUUGUCUCUGUUUCCUACCUUUCAGAACUCGAAACGAUGACCCCUUCUGGUACCUACGGCUUCUAUUUCGGUAUCAGUGUAGUCGCCUUCGUGUUCGUGGUGUUCUGCUUCCCAGAAACCAAACAACUGUCAAUCGACGAGACAUCUCUUUUAUUCGAGAACGAUUGGGGAGUCAAGAGAUCUGCUCAGAUGCGCAAAGAGCGACGGGAGACUCAGAAACGAUUCCAGGAUGCCGAAGUCGCCGAAGCUGCCACGGCUCACCUCGAAGCUCGCCAACAAAAGUCGACUUCGGUCAGUCCUGCCGAGCUCUCCAAGUUUAUGGCUGGUUUGAAGAGUGGCAAGAGAAAGCCUUCAGUCUCGGUUUAAGCCAUAGCUUGAGGAUGCCCAAUGGGACAGGCGAAAGUGGGGUUCUGGUAUGUGCGAGUGCUUUGGUUUUCGAGACGUAUCCGAAUGAAGUCCUUGUAUUUACGUAUGGCCUGUAUGCAUGUGACAAAUAUAUACCGCACCUCAUUUAUGG
Messenger RNA from Cryptococcus deneoformans JEC21, 2377 nucleotides. RefSeq names its product myo-inositol transporter, putative. Bases 451 to 2226 code for a protein of 591 amino acids. Gene Ontology annotation, biological process: transmembrane transport. Lineage: Eukaryota; Fungi; Basidiomycota; Tremellomycetes; Tremellales; Cryptococcaceae. Gene Ontology annotation, molecular function: myo-inositol:proton symporter activity. Gene Ontology annotation, cellular component: membrane. The transcript is spliced from 9 exons. The record is from RefSeq and is a predicted model, not a curated record.